AUGGCAGCCACGCACGGCGACAUGACCACCCGACCUGCGGCCGAUGGUGCAAGAGGGUCGACGGCAACGACGCCGGCGGCACCGCCUCGACUCGAAUGCGAGUGGCGAUACGAGGAUGGGCGCAUCGACUGGGCGCGCUUCCGCUCGACGAUCGACUCGCUCUCCCGCCGCCCUCCCACCGUCACGUCGUCGUCGACGCCGGUAUCGUCGGGCCCGGCCGAGGCGGAACCAUCGACGUGGUCGGUCCUCGUCUCGCCCAAGACGCGCGACGCCUACCUGCUUCACCUGCUCGGCCUCAACUUCACGCACUACUACGACGAUCUCGAGCUCGACUAUUUCGGUCUCGACAGCGUGGUCCAGUACUCGGCGCUCCUCCUCCUCCAACGCGACUACGAGCUGGCGUCCGGACCGCUGCCCUUUUCCGUCAAGCGGUCCGACGACCUCAACGAGGCCGUCGCCGAGGUCCUCUCGCUACCCUUCCUGCUCGACCUCUACCGCAUCGAUGCCGCCGACGAGAUCGACGACGCGUGGAAGCAGGACAAGGGCAACAGGGUCAAGGCCGAGUGGGUGGUGCACGUCUGCCUGCUCAAGUUCCUCCAGCAGGCGUUUGACAGGUUGCUCGAGGACGUCGACAAUCCCAGGCAGACAUGGAACCUGCGCACAAUCAGGGAAAAGAGGAGCGAGAGGUACGAUGCCGUUUGCAGGAGCUAUGCGCGGCGCAAAGGACCGAGUGCAGAAGCUGGUGGGCGAGAGGAGCGGGGACCGAGACUGCACCAGUCUGGCAGGAAGGACGACCGCGCCCAGUCGUCGCGAGCGGGCAAGGGGCCAGCGGAGACCACCUCGCCCAUCGAGAGGUACGAUACCGUCCCAGGCGAGGCCCAGGGCGGGCCGAGAGGAACGUCGACUUCGGCCCCGACGUCGAGCGGAUCCACGCUCGGAGGCGGCAAACGGGUCGCAUCCACCCAGACCUCAGCAACAACGGCGACGGCCUCAAGAGACAAAGACACCGAGAUUCCGACGCCGCAGCACCGUCGUCCGGCCACCGAGGACUUUGACAGGGAUGGCACAGCGUCGCCCACACCAGUACCAGCCGACCGAACACACUCCGCUGGCAAACAGCCUAUCUUUCGACCGAGCAGUCGGCUCACAGCCCAAGCGCCACGAGAGGAGCACGAUCGCGUGGGGGCGGCUGAGCCUCCAAACGCUUCCCAGGCAUCGUCCAUACGCUCCACGACGUCAAGGCGCGAGCCGUCCGCCAAGGCUAGCCACGAGGUGGCUUCGGGCCGACCCAAAGUGACCGGGAAGAAGGCUUCAAAGACGCAGCGUCCUCGCAAGCCGGCACCCCCGCCCAAGGACGUCAUAGACCUCACGUUGACGACGGACGAGGAAGACGACGAUGACGACGAUGAUGACGUAGACGUUGUCGCCGACGACAGCUACGAAGAAGAGGGAGGGGGAGCGGCGCCACCCCGAUCGAAACGACCAGGAUCAUCUCGAGGACGCGGACGCAAACACGUUCGCGGCCUCGGCCGUCGUCGUCCGCCAAAGUCGAGCUCGCAGGCCAUCAAGCGCGAAGACGAGGUGCAAGAGCUCGUCGUGGAAGUCGUCAGGCCGAAGCAGAGCCAACCGACCAUGACGCAACAGAUCGCCGACGCGGUCGAGGCGGCGUUGACGAGGCACCUGGGAGAUCCCCAGGCGAUAGCGGCGGCAGCGGCGGCGCCAAAAGCCCGACGGACGCAGCUGCAUUCGGCGGCCGCCCCGUUCCAGCCUGCGAUCCAGGUAUCGCCGCAGAUGCUGCAUACCGUCGCGCGGCUGCAGGAGGAAGAGGCCAUCGAGGGCUACAGCGUCGCACCGCGUGCGGCUCCUCUUGCCUCUUCCUCGUCGUCGCCGCCGUCGACGUCGUCAUCGUUGCGGAUCGACAGGCAGUUUCACGUCGCCCCGUCGCACGGGUACCGCCAUGCGCCGCCCUACUACGGCCAGAACGCGAGCUCGUACCACGCUCCGACGGCGAUGUACGACGACCCGUACGUGCGCACCGACUUCGAUGCGACGUCGACGAUGCCGACGGCGGCGGUGUUCUCUCAGACGCCUCGGACCACCCAGAGCUCGAUGGCGGCGCAGCCGUUCAAUCCGCUCAAACGACACUUUCCCGACACGAUUCCCGCUCCCACUCUCGGUAUCGCUCCCGCUGCGGCUGCGGGCGACGAUGUGAGAUUGGCAAAGAGGACGAGGACGGAGCAGGUCACACCGCCGGAUGCGGGAAGUGCGAACGACAUCGAAUCGCAGAGAGAGGUGCAGGGCAUCCUCGACCUCUCCACCGUCACCCCCACCGCGACGACCAUGAGCGCCAGCAACACCACCGACAACGUGGUCCUGAGCAAGGCACCGCAGCAGCCGAGCCAGCUCGAGUCCCCGACGACGACGAUGGCGGCGGCGACGACAAUGUCGCAGGCGAAAGAGGUCGAGGCAGCGGCGGGAUCCACCACGUCCAAGGCGUACGCCUCGCUCCUCGAAGAGGCGCUCCGACCUCCCCUGGACACUCAGGAUGACGACGCGAACGUCUUCGACGGCGUCUUUGACGAUGCGGAUGAUGAGGCGCGGUGA
Messenger RNA from Pseudozyma flocculosa PF-1, 2604 nucleotides. RefSeq lists its product as uncharacterized. NCBI's taxonomy places the organism in Eukaryota, Fungi, Basidiomycota, Ustilaginomycetes, Ustilaginales, Ustilaginaceae. The record is from RefSeq and is a predicted model, not a curated record. Bases 1 to 2604 code for a protein of 867 amino acids. The transcript has a single exon.